AAGGAGUCAUGGUGACGGGCUGGUAGGCAGCACGGAGGCAUGGAGGACGAGGAGGCGAUGAGGCUUAGACGCCAUCCAACAUAACAGCAGCCAGAGGGUAACCCGGUGUCUCGGUGCCACUUUGGCGGCGGUGAUGUUUACAGGAAGGCGGGAGGAGGAGGAGGAGGAGGAGUAGACGGAGAGGCAGACAGGUGCGCCUCCUCAGUCCCGAGCCUUCCUCUCCCCGGGCAGGUGCAGCAGCCAUGGAUCCCCGCAACAAGGACAAGAAGACGCGCAACCCCAUGAAAGCCAAGACGAGCAAGCGGAAGGAGAAGAAGCACCGGAGUGGCGUGUUCACCAGGCGGAAGUCUCUCCGCUCGCUCAGCCAUUUCAUGGGCAGGAUUCUGAAAACUUUGAGCACUUUAGCGCACUUCGGCGAGGGACGGCCACCGGAGCCUCAAGCGGGGGGAGAGGACGACGACGACGGCGGCUUCACGGACGACGCCCCGGUGGGAGUUGCGACGGUGAAGAAGAGCUCCACGGUGUCCUCCCACGGCUCGGUCAAGGAGCGGCUGUCGUGGUGCUCCGGGGACAAGACCCCCGGGGCUCUGGGGCUGAAGAACCACGGCAACACUUGCUUCAUGAACGCCGUGGUGCAGUGCCUCAGCAACACCGACCUGCUGGCCGAGUACCUCGGCCUGGAGCAGUACAAGCCGGACCCGUGCGACCGGAGGACGGCCGUCCAGGUGCGGGGAGACGACACCUCCCGGGGGGAAGUCACCGAGAAGCUGGCGUCGCUGGUUCGAGCCCUGUGGACGCUGGAAUACACGCCGCAGCUUUCCGUGGACUUCAAGAGCAUCGUGGCCAAAUAUGGGUCGCAGUUUCGGGGCAACUCUCAGCACGACGCCCUGGAAUUUCUCCUCUGGCUGUUGGACAGAGUUCAUGAAGAUGCCAAAAACCCAAACAACAACAACAGCAGUAGCAGCAGUAGCAACAAGACCAAAGCCAACGUCAAGGGACCCAGCUCACUGGAGGACCUGUCCAAUUCACGGCCGGCGAGCACACAGCAGCCUCGAGGCCGCAACAGUUUUGUCCAAGAACACUUCCAGGCUCAGUACAGGUCCUCUCUGACGUGUCCUCAUUGCCUUAAGCAGAGCAACACCUUCGACCCUUUUCUAUGUAUCUCCCUGCCCAUCCCUCUGCGACAAACCAGGCCCAUGUGUGUAACGUUGGUGUUCAGCACCAAGGGUCAAAGGUAUCUGCGGGUUGGCCUUGCUGUGCCUCUUUUUGGUUCCUUGUCCACCUUAAGGGCCAUGGUGGCUGAGGAGGGUGGCAUCACUCCAGAGCAGGUCAUCCUGGCCGAAUUGUAUUCCACAGGGUUUCAGCGUUCCUUCUCGGACGACGACGACCUGACAGCGAUCGCCGAGAGCGACGUCAUCUACGCCUUCCAAGCUUCGCCUCACUUUGCUCGUGGAGGCUCUCUGCCACGCUCAGGUAUCCAUGGGUAUCACCAUAGCCUCCCCAAUUCCCCCUAUAGCUCCACGGCUGGGUCUGGAGGUCAAAGGUUGCCAUCGUCCAGCACACUGUCCACUGAAUACCUAAGCCAGGGCGCCUCUUCGGCGAAGGUUCUGCUCCUCAUCUGCAACACAUCUGGAUCCGGCCAGCAGGCUGUCAGAUUUGGGCCGCCAUUCAUCAUGGUCGAAGACAGGAACAUCUCUUGGGAGCAUCUGCAGCAAAGUAUCCUGAGCAAGCUCUAUUAUCUGAUGCUGAACAGAGCCCAGGCUCAGAACACAAGAGCGCUGUUUAAAAUUCGAGUGGUGGGAGGAUCGGCUGCCUAUAGCUACCUGACACCCCAAGAUGGAAAGCCUCUGCACCACACUGCUGUUGACAGAGCCCUGAAAUUUUGCGGCCCCGGGGGACCUCCACAUGUGAAGGUUGUAAUUGAGUGGGAGCAGAAGCUUAAAGACUGUUUGUUUGGCAGUAUCCAGGAGGAAGUAGUACAAGAUGCAGAGAGUGUGAGGAACCAGCAGCAGCAGCACCUGCAGCAACAUAGCUGCACUCUGGACCAGUGUUUCCAGCUGUAUACCAAAGAAGAGCAGCUCGCCCCAGAUGACGCCUGGAAGUGUCCUCACUGCAAGCAGCUCCAGCAGGGAAUGGUGAAGAUGAGCCUCUGGACGCUUCCUGACAUACUCAUUCUGCACCUGAAGCGCUUCCGACAGGUGGGUGAGCGCAGGAACAAAUUAUCAACACUGGUGCAUUUUCCCCUGACUGGCUUGGACAUGGCCCCCCAUGUGGUGAAAAGGAGCCAGAGUAUGCGCAACCUGAACAGCGGGUCCUGGACAACAUCCUGGCCUAAAGCCUCAGGGAAAAACCACCCAUCUGCUGACAUGGCCCUCCCUUAUGACUACCUGUAUGACCUCUACGCUCUGUGCAAUCAUCACGGAGGACUGCAUGGAGGACACUACACUGCUUAUUGCCGGAACUCUGUAGAUGGCCUGUGGUACAGCUACGAUGACAGCAGUGUGGACCUGGUCCCAGAGGAGGAAAUAUGUACCAGAGGGGCCUAUAUUCUCUUCUACCAGAGGCGCAACAUCAUUCCUCCAUGGUCGGCCAGUAGUUCCUUCCAAGGCUCUACGAGUUCUUCUGUGUCAGACCACUGGUUGAUCCGACUGACUGGGGACAGCAAGAGAGGCAGUAUGGUGUCACGCUCCUCAACCACCUGCCCGUCCUCCAUCCCAGACUCUCCAGAGUCUCCUGUUUUCAUCGAAAAUGAUCCUAAAAAACAGAGAGGUGGAUUUGAGAGCAGACCUUUCGUGAGAGGACUUGAAGGCCGCAGCAUGAGCAUGAGGGCCCCCAGCAAGACCAAGGACACCCUGAGCAAAGUUCUCCCUUUGCGUUGGUCCUUGGGUUCCAGAGACCGGCGAAAGCCUGAUCCGGCGCCUCCGGCCGUUGAAGAUCCCCCCCCUGUUGAACUGGUUCAGUAUUUGGAAUCCGGCCGACGGCCUCGCUGCACGAAGGAACCCAUCGUGUCGUUAAUGAGCGAACCCCGUAGCGCAAGGGAACCAAAUGGACACCGAUCCUCGAGUGCGGGGCGGAUUGGUUGUGUGGGAAAGACCGAAGAGGUCUUGCAGCCUGAGUCCUUACAAGUCCCAGAAGGUCAGAGGAGGCCAUCAGAUAAAACUUCCAGCUUGAGGCGGAGUACAGAGAAGCAGUCAAAAGACGAAGGUUCUGUCCGUGUGAGCUGGAGUAGCAACAGUCUAAUCCGAAGAAAAGAAGCCAGGAGACAAGAAGAUACUGACAUGAAGCAAGGAUCAGGUUCUGGUGUUCAGAGCAGCUUUAGCACCUCCAGCAUUCUUCAAGGCACUUUGAGAAGACCCAAGGAGAACAGGACUGAUCAGGAUCGCAAUGUUGCAAGCGAAGGAGGUUGCAAGGCCAAGAGCCAGGACGGGCUGAUGUCUUUUCUUAAAGGGAACUUCCUACGGAGGGACAAGGAGUCCAGGAAUUCAGGGAGAGGAGGAGACGAGGAAGCCGGGAGAAGGACUCUGCCCAGGCAGACGUUGUCCAACGGAGCGGCAGGCGGGGAGCAGAGAAAGUCCCACGGCUCGAGUCAUCAAGGCGAAGAACUGUCCAACGGGAGGGCUGGACGGAGCUCGUCCGACAUCAAGCGCUCCCAGAGCUCGUCCAGCCUCCCCGCCCGGACCGAGCCGAGCACGCGUCGGACAGCGUCGCUGCAUCGGACCGGCGCAAAGAACGCGGACAAAACGCCUUACACCGCCCUGCAGAGGACUCUCUACAGCACCACCUCGUUGGGACGCAAAAAGCCAGUGCCAGAGUCCAGCUUCUGACUGGGACGCCACGCAAUAAAAGCACAACAAUUGCCAGAUUUGCAUUGUGGGUUGAAACGAAGAGCAGAACGACCUCUCCAUCCACUAAUGUGACUUGAAACAAGUGCCUGAGAAACUUCUAUGCAGUUUGGACCAACUACCUACCAAUGAUAAUAAUAAUAAUAAUCCACGUUUGUGUCUUAGUUUCUUUAUUGAGCUCCUUUGCUGCCAAUCCCGACACAUUGAUUGUGCCACUGCAGAGAAUGUCACUUUAUCUCCUCGCCUCCCGUGAGUCAUCCGCCUGCGUUUAAUUCUCACGGUGAAAUGAUCCACUUAUUCUUGCGUGGCCCCGGAUCACCUUGUUGUGUUUCCUGCAGAGUAAGUGAUGCACUCUGCACUACACACUCAAACUCAUCUAAGAAUGUAAGGAUGUUUGAGUCGCCUCAGCGUUUCUGGCGUGUUGCUUUGUUUGUUGCAUGAUUGCGUUUUUUUGGUACCGUGGAAUUUGUUUGUUUGAUUUCCACACCAAUUUUCUCCAUUGGCAAUAAUAAGGUAAAUAGAAAUAAUCAAUUUCAGGUUCAAACUGAACAGUCAAUGUUUUGUCGAUUCUUUCAGGAUUUUGCAGGCUUUUUUUAAGUGCUGUCAGAUGAUUCCUUUUUUUUAAAGGGGAACAUUAUCACAAUUUCAGAAGGGUUAAAACCAAUAAAAAUCAGUUCCCAGUGGCUUA
Nerophis ophidion (straightnose pipefish) is the source of this 4530-nucleotide messenger RNA. It is a transcript of the gene usp43a, whose product is annotated as ubiquitin specific peptidase 43a. The coding region runs from base 243 to 3824 and encodes 1193 amino acids. The record is from RefSeq and is a predicted model, not a curated record. Lineage: Eukaryota; Metazoa; Chordata; Actinopteri; Syngnathiformes; Syngnathidae. The transcript is spliced from 16 exons. Gene Ontology annotation, molecular function: cysteine-type deubiquitinase activity. Gene Ontology annotation, biological process: protein deubiquitination.